AUGUACGAGAACUCGGCGGUGAUCAAUACCUUCAUUGCGGGAGGGUUGGCGGGCGCGACGAGUCGGACUGUCGUAAGUCCGCUGGAGAGGCUGAAGAUCAUCCUCAAUGGGAAGGGCGCAGCUGGUCAGGCGUACGGAGGGGUAUGGCCGGGACUGGUCCGGAUGUGGAGGGAAGAAGGGUUUGCGGGCUUUAUGAAGGGCAAUGGGAUCAAUGUUGUCAGGAUCUUGCCAUAUUCUGCUAUCCAGUUUACAUCUUACGGCUAUGUCAAGACCCUCUUUGCUCGUUGGUCCGGCCAAGAAACGCUAUCUACUCCCUUCCGACUCGCAGCGGGUGCUACUGCUGGUAUCCUUGCAGUGUCUGCAACAUAUCCUCUUGACCUCGUUCGAGCGAGACUAUCUAUCGCUACGGCGAAUAUGUCGCGCUCUUCUGGCUCCAUGUUUACAGCGGAAGAUGCAAAACUCGGCAUCAUGGGUAUGACCAAGAAGGUGUACAGAACGGAAGGAGGCAUCCGGGGGUUGUAUCGAGGAUGUUGGGCCACGGCCGUCGGCGUCGCGCCAUAUGUAUCGCUAAAUUUCUAUAUCUACGAGACUCUCAAACCUAUCAUCCUUCCCGCAGACUAUCAUCCCACACACGACAUCGAGCGUGUUGGACGCCAACUCCUCUCUGGUGCUUUGGCCGGCGGUACCUCUCUCCUCUUCACCCACCCAUUCGACGUCGUCCGGCGGAAGUUGCAAGUCGUGGGCAUAGGCGGAGCAAACAGGGAGUUUGAUGGUGCGAUCGACUGUAUCAGGAAGAUCUCGGCGAGAGAGGGCUUCUGGAAGGGGAUGUACCGCGGACUGGUACCCAAUAUCAUCAAGGUCGUCCCCUCCAUCGCCGUCUCGUUCUACACCUUUGAGACCGUGAAGGACUCUCUGACUCGGUGGUCCAAUCGCGAUCGAGACGACAUCGACUGA
Messenger RNA from Dioszegia hungarica, 954 nucleotides. RefSeq names its product mitochondrial carrier domain-containing protein. Bases 1 to 954 code for a protein of 317 amino acids. Lineage: Eukaryota; Fungi; Basidiomycota; Tremellomycetes; Tremellales; Bulleribasidiaceae. The record is from RefSeq and is a predicted model, not a curated record. The transcript is spliced from 9 exons. Gene Ontology annotation, biological process: transmembrane transport.